AUGUCAUAUCAACAGCCGCCACCAUCUUCAUCGAACAAUAAUAAUUUACCACCCUUUGACUGGUCUCUUCCAGGUCGAAAUUUUAGUGGUGGCCCACCACCUCUAAUGGCUAUGCCAAGCAGGGAUGAUGUUCGUCUUCCAUCAACAAUGGAACGUGUCUUAAAGUUUCGUGAUAAUCAACAUGAAGAAGAUCGUGUAACAAAAUUGCAUAGUGGUGGUAAUCAAACAGAUUCUGGUAUCGAACAAAAUGAAGAUUACAACGAUGAAUCUGAUGAAGAAGAAACUACGACAAACGGAUUAUCGCGUAAAGCCAAAAAGGAAGUCGAAAAACGACGCCGUCGUCGUCGUGCUAAAAAGAAGAGUAAAUCUAGCACUCCAACAUUAGUAACAGCCCCAUCAAAUCCACCUCCAAAAGAAAAUACUAAAACUGAUGAGAAAAAGAAAAAGAAGAAACAUACUUCGGAUGACGAUGAUGAUAACGAUGAUAGUUCUACAGCAAAUGUUGAAAUCGAUUAUGUUCCUGAAGAUAUUCCAGUUAAACGUGGUGAUGACUAUUAUAAGCAUUUCGCCAAAGUAUUUGAAAACUUUAAAUUAGAUCCAACUGGUGAAGAUAACGCUGAAUAUCAUUAUAAUAAAUAUGGUAAAAGAGUUCUAACACCAAAAGUACUUUUACCACGUGAUAAAACAAAUUUGGAAGAGAAUGAAGAUGACGAUGAAAAAGAAUCAAAUUAUGAUAAAAAGAAAAAAGAUGACGAUGAUGAAGAAGAAAAUAAAAAAAAAUCCAAAAAGCAACAAAAACGUGAAACACGCCUUACUGUUGCUCAAUUAAAACAACUUGUUAUAAGACCUGAUGUUGUAGAAAUGUUUGAUGUUACAGCUAAAGAUCCAAAAUUACUUGUUCAUCUCAAAGCAACACGUAAUACAGUUCCUGUACCGCGACAUUGGUGCGCAAAACGUAAAUACCUACAAGGUAAGCGUGGUAUAGAAAAACCACCAUUUCAAUUACCUGACUUCAUUCGUCGUACUGGUAUCAUGGAAAUGCGUGAAGCUUUACAAGAAAAAGAACAAAAUAAAACAUUAAAACAAAAAAUGCGUGAGAAAGUUCGUCCCAAAUUAGGAAAAAUUGAUAUCGAUUAUCAAAAAUUACAUGAUGCUUUUUUUCGUUGGCAAACAAAACCACGAAUGUCUAUACAUGGUGAUUUAUAUUAUGAAGGAAAAGAAAAUGAAACACGUCUAAAAGACAAAAAACCAGGUAUACUAAGUGAAGAAUUACGUGUUGCACUUGGUAUACCAGUUGGACCAACAGCUGAUAAAUAUCCACCACCAUGGUUAAUUGCCAUGCAACGUUAUGGUCCACCACCAAGUUAUCCUAAUCUUAAAAUUCCUGGUUUAAAUGCACCUAUACCAGAAAGUUGUCAAUUCGGUUAUCAUAGUGGCGGUUGGGGUAAACCACCGGUUGAUGAACAUGGACGACCAUUAUAUGGUGAUGUAUUCGGUACAAAUCAAUUUGCUUAUAUUCGUAGUAUGACUGAAGAAGAACAUAUUGAUAAAAGUUAUUGGGGAGAAAUAGAAGAAGAAGAACAAGAACAAGAAGUAGUUAGUUCGUCGGACGAAGAAGAAACCACAGAAGACACUGGCCUUGAUGGUGAAGCAACUAAUGAAGGACAAAUGGCUGCACCAACAGCUGCUGAACAUGCUCAUCAUCAUGUACAUCAUCAUCAUCAUGCUGCAUCGGAACAAGAACAAAAUGUACAUCCAGCUGGAUUUCAAACACCACAUGGCAGUGAAGGUUUUGCUACACCCAGCGGUACACAAUCAUCUAUACUUGGCACAGAAACACCACAACAGUUCGAAUUACGUAAAUCUCGUUUUCAUUCUGACAUGGAUGGUGAUACAACACCGGCUCUUUAUACUGUUUUACCUGAAAAAAAUGUUGGCGUUGGACAAUCGUCUUUGUUAUCGACGAAUCGUGUCUAUGAUUUUCAAGCUGUUCGAAAAGAUCAAUUGGGUCAAUCAUCAGCAGGUCGAAGUGAUACGUCUGGUGGUGUUGAUAUUGCACUCAAUCCUGAUGAGCUUGAUAUGAAUAGUCAAGCACUUGAAGCACGUUUACGACAAGAAUUAAAAGAUAAAGAAUUAGCUAAAGAAGAUAAUAGCGAUUUAUUAUCGGAUCACUUAAAUAAACAAAAUAAGAAACGUAAAAGCAAACAAACAGAUACCAAAGGUGGUAACGAUCCUAAAAAGUCGAAAUUCAAAUUUUGA
Molecule: messenger RNA, 2259 nt
Organism: Rotaria socialis
Lineage: Eukaryota; Metazoa; Rotifera; Eurotatoria; Philodinida; Philodinidae
Source: the annotation of a GenBank genome assembly